This is a messenger RNA of Oncorhynchus nerka (sockeye salmon), 5670 nucleotides long. RefSeq names its product protein ELFN1-like. Gene Ontology annotation, molecular function: protein binding. The record is from RefSeq and is a predicted model, not a curated record. The coding region runs from base 1056 to 3638 and encodes 860 amino acids. NCBI's taxonomy places the organism in Eukaryota, Metazoa, Chordata, Actinopteri, Salmoniformes, Salmonidae. Gene Ontology annotation, cellular component: plasma membrane. The transcript is spliced from 12 exons.
CAAUGAGGAGGCAGGAGAGUAGACAGAGAUCCAAUCAGGGUUCCAGAAGACCAAACAUCAAAUGGUGAAAUAGCCAAUCAGAUGGGAGGAAAAGGACAGAGCCACACCCAGCCGUCUCCCUGACGACAGUCCCCAGGACCACAGACAAAUGUAGCUCCAGAGGUUGUCCUCGUCAUCCCUGACUCUCACACACUGUGGAAAACAUGAACAGAAAUGUAAAUGGAGGCUCAGAUUGAUCUCUCAAUGUAAAUGGAGGCUCAGAUUGAUCUGUCAAUCUAAAUGGAGGCUCAGAUUGAUCUGUCAAUCUAAAUGGAGGCUCAGAUUGAUCUCUCAAUGUAAAUGGAGGCUCAGAUUGAUCUCUCAAUCUAAAUGGAGGCUCAGAUUGAUCUCUCAAUCUAAAUGGAGGCUCAGAUUGAUCUCUCAACCUGAGCAAAGUGCAUAAAUAAAAGGUGUGGAGACUCUGUCCAAUGAGCUACGUCACGGUACUUCCCUCUAACUCUUCUCCGUUCCUCUGGACCAAUCAAAGGAGGACCGUCCUUCCUCCGGACCAAUCAAAGGAGGACCCAUCCUUCCUCCAGACCAAUCAAAGGAGGACCCAUCCUUCCUCCAGACCAAUCAGAGGACCAUCUCCCCAAAAAAACGAAUGGGUCCGCAAGUGAAAAAGAUGUUGUGUCCUUCCUACGGACUAACCUGAGAGAAAGACGAGUUCCUUUUAAAACCUUCCUUUUUUAUGUGUGGGACUAACCUGAGACAAAAACUAGGAAGGGCCAACAAUACUCUCUCCUUCCAACCCAACCCUGCCUUCUACUGCCGGGUGGACCAACGACACAGUGGAGAGCUGACAUCGGUAAAGGCUGUAUAGCUCUGGAGAUCACGGGGCACAAGGCGCUCGUUGGAUAGGUUCAACUAGAAGAGAAGAAGACUUUAUUAAUCCAUGCCAGAUGGAAAUUGGACUGUAGUAACAAUCAUCAUUCUUUACACUUCUCUUCCUCGCAGUGACGCUAACCUGGAUGAAUAAACAAAAUCAAUAAACAAAAACAACUAGAAUCAACAACAUGGACGUCAUCAUCAGAACGCCAACACAACCCAGAGAGGCGGGGUUUAACAACAGAGUGGGCGGGGUUUCGGUGGCGUUGUCGGCGACCAGUUGGUUUGCCUUCCUCUAUGGCUUUGCCCUACUGUCAAUCAUCCAAUUUCCCACAGUGACGGGCGACUGUUGGCUGAUUGAGGGGGAGAAGGGCUUCGUGUGGUUGGCUAUCUGCAGCCAGAACCAGCCCCCGUAUGAAGCGAUCCCUGCCCACAUCAACAGCACCAUCGUGGACCUGAGGCUCAACGAGAAUAAGAUCAAGAGUAUCCAUUUCUCAUCGCUCAGCCGCUUUGGGAACCUGACGUACCUCAACCUCACCAAGAACGAGAUCUCGUACGUGGAGGAUGGAGCUUUCUCGGCCCAGUUCAACCUACAGGUGCUGCAGUUGGGGUUUAACCGUCUGAGGAACCUAACAGAGGGAAUCCUCAGAGGCCUGGGGAAGCUGCAGUACCUCUACCUACAGGCCAACCUGAUCGAGGCAGUCACCCCCAACACCUUUGAGGAGUGUCCUAACAUAGAGAACAUUGACCUCUCCAUGAACAGGAUUCAGGUGCUGGACGGAGGCUUGUUUACGGGGCUCGGUAGAUUAACGACGUGUGAACUCUACACCAACCCGUUCAACUGCUCCUGUGAGUUGUUGGGAUUUCUACGCUGGUUGGCAGUCUUCCCCAACAGGACCAACGAGAGGAUGGUGUGUGAUACUCCGGCCGGGUUUUCAGGCUACAGCCUCCUCAGUCAGAACCCCAGGAUGCCUGCGACACGCAACGCUCUACACAUGCUCAAUAUGGUGUGUACCGACGACGGAAGCAACUCUUUUCCGAACAUCAUUGUUCAGUCAGAGUUUACGACACUCCCACCGUACUCUCCCUGCGGAUUGGACGACUGCCCUUCUGGAAUGUCUCCGGAGGACCCAAUCAGCAUCAGCCCCACCUACCCUGAUCUGAACAACAAGCCUAGUAUGAAGGUGAAACAGAUCUCCCACACCUCAGCAGUGAUCUCGGUCCAGAUCCCUCACCCCUUCAGUAAGAUGUACAUCCUGGUUCUCUACAACAACAGCUUCUUCACUGACAUAAAGAACCUGAAGAACCACAAGGAAGAGUUUGAACUGAACAACCUGAAAGCCCACACGGACUACACCUACUGCGUCGUGUCCAUAAGACACCAGCUUCGUUAUAACCACACCUGUUUGUCCAUCUCCACCGGGAGGAAGGCAGGUCUGGAGAGGACCUCCAACGACUCCUCUGCUACCCACUACAUCAUGACUAUACUGGGCAGUCUCUUCAGCAUGGUCCUCAUACUGGGUUUUGUGUUCCACUGCCUGAGGAAGAAGAGGCAGCGAGACGAGAAGAACAAGAAGAUUGGAAAGAUACAGAAGAGCCUGAUGGAGCUGAAAUACGGAGCUGACCUGGAGGGUGGUGGAGGAACAGGAGGAGGGGGGUCCAUCUCUCAGCUAUCCCAGAAACAGAUGCUCUCGGCUGGGGAGAGUCUCACGCGGAUGCCCUACCUUCCCCAGGGUGGGACCUGUGAGAUGGACCAGUACAAGCUACAGGAGAUCAUUGACACUCCAAAGGCAGCGAAAGGGAACUAUAUCGAAGUGCGAGGAACUGCGGGCGACCUGCCGGACCGGAGGGAGAGAGAGAGGGAACGAGAGCGGGAGAGAGAGAGGGAGAGAGAGAGGGAACGAGAGAGGGAAUGUAGUCUCUCUCCAGAAGACAACCCUCAGGGUUCAGUAGCAGAGAUCUCCACCAUCGCCUCAGAGGUGGACAAGGUGAACCAGAUCAUCAACAACUGUAUUGACGUCCUCAAGUCUGAGUCAACGUCUUUCCAGGGGGUCAAGUCAGGCUCUGUGUCGACCGCUGAACCCCAACUAGAGCUGAUCUCAGACCAGCCACAGAGACAGUCAGGGUUCCUGUCACCGCAGUAUAAAGGAGGUUACCACCACCCUCUCCAGAGACACCACAGUAUGGAAGCUCCAUCCAAACGACCUUCGACCUCGUCCAGCGGAUCCGUCCGCUCCCCGCGCACCUCCCGCUCCGACGGGCCGCACCGGGGAACCUCUGACACCAAGUACAUGGAGAAGACCUCGCCGACUGGAACCAGCGGAGACACCGCCGGGACGCCCGCCGCUGCCAUCCUACGGGCAGAGGCCCAGAAGGUCCGUCAGUACAAGGAGCAGCGUCACUCGUACCCGGGCCCCCAGCGCCCCCUCCCUGACUCUGAGGAGCUAGAGGAGCUGAGUAGCAGGAAACCCUCUUCCAUCCUGGAUCCCCUCACCCUGGGGAGGCACCCCAGAGAGCUAGCCUACGCCCAGCUGUCCCCGCAGUACCACAACCUGAGCUACGAGUCCAGUCCUGAGUCCUCCUGCACCCCGUCGCUCGGCAUCUGGGAGAGGUUUAAACUCCACCGGAAGAGACACAGAGACGAGGACUACGAGGAGGAAUACAUGGCGGCGGGACACGCUCUGCGGAGGAGUUUACAGGUCGCCAAGGACGAGGAUCUGCACGACAUACUGGACUAUUGGAAAGGUGUCUCGGCACAGCAGAAGUCGUGAAGGGGCUGGUGUCGUGUGAUGUGACGAGGCCCUGUCGCUACUUAGUUGGGCGUGGAGGAGGAUGGAGGUCGGAGGUCGUACGGAGACUAAGGGCUCUCUAUUCCACCUGGAAAGAUGAAGCGUUACAGAUUCCGCGAGUCGUUUCUGAUUGACGUCUCUGCUAAAGCUGGAACAUCUACACACACACACACACACACACACACACACACACACACACACACACACACACACACACACACACACACACACACACACACACACACACACACACACACACACACACACACACACACACACACACACACACACAUCCACACACACCUCUCUCUCUCUGCUUUUAAAAAACAUGGACCAAAAUUAAAUUAAAACGAUUUAAAAACAACAAAUGAAGAACUUGAUUCAAAAAGACAAUUUUUUAACAGAAGAUCCUGAGAUAUUAUGACUAUUUCUCCCAGACUUCUCUGUAGCUGUUUCUACUAAAACUAGGUUUUUGGAUGAACACAAAAAAGAAACACAACAAACACACGAUAUUAUAGGGACUGGUAGUCUCACGAGUGUGAGUACGCUACAGUGUAUGUGCCAAAUCAACAAGGGUCGCAAAUAGCACCUUCUUCCCUAGAAAGUAGUACACUGUAUAGGGAAUACAGUGUGAUUUGGGACACAGCACCGAGGAGAACCGUUGAAACACUGUAUAAACCUCUCUCCGGCCUCGUCGCUCUUUUAGACAUAUUAAAACUACUUAGAAUAAGAUGUGAUUCUUACUAUUAUUAUUGUUAUUGAUAUGAUCAGUACUAUUAUUUGAAUAUCGCAUGGCAACGUCCUGUGACAGUGACUAUUGUUGUGACUUUUCGAGAAAGAAGAACCUCAAAAUGGCCGUCGCACAACCUCGUUAUAAAAUGUCCGCCUCUGAACAACCUUGACGAAGACAGACAUUUGUGAUCUCUUCUUCUUCUUUUUUACCAGAGGACUCUUUCUCUCUUCCUUAAGGAACACUAUUUUCCUCUACUAACAGACUCUUAUUCUGAAACGUUCCUUGAUGUAUUACAGAGGGGACUUUUAUUGUGAAACUACAAGGGGGGGGGGGUGAUCUUGUUCAGAAGAAAGAGAAAAAGCUCUAUAUUUGCAUAAAAAUAUGUCUUGUUAGUUAGUUAGCUAGUUAGUGUGUUUCUACCGAGGGGAUUUGAAAACCUUCUUUGAGACUUUGAGAGACCAGCUCCAAACUGACCUGCAGUACGUUUUUGAUUUUGAAAUCCUACCGAUCUCUAAUGAAUGUCUUCAAGUCCCUAACGAGGAUGAUUACUGCACUGUUCAAAAUCAGAAAACGUCUCGUAACUCUAAAAACACCCUCCCUGAAAACACUGUAGCCUACAACUCCCAGAUUUAUUUAUUCAUUUUUUACCCACAAUUCCUCUGUCCCUUCCUUGUCCCACCCCCAAAUCCCUGUAGUUCCUCCCUCCCAGUCCCAUUCCUCAGUUGAGUUUUAGUUUGCCAAAUCACAACUCAAACGGCACAAAAAGGACCGACCGGGCCAACUGUCAUCGAAUCUCCCCGUACCUCAACCCAAACCGUUCUAUGACCAAAGUGCUGUGGUAGCAACAGUUCCCAGACGUCCUUCGAGCCCAGUCUGUCCCCAUAUACCCUGGCUGGGUCUCAGAUGACAGCCUGUUUCCUAUAUAUAGUCACAACAACCUUUUCAUUUGUUGCUUUUGGUUGCUGCUUUUCAUUUAUUACCUUUUUUUUAACCAUUUUUGUAGCAGCCCUCGGUUUCCACGGAUACAGCUCUUGGUUUCCAUGGAUACUAGGACACAGGAAGUGGAAUCACGUGCACUAUAUAGGGAACAGGGUGCCAUACGGGGCCAUAUCUACAGACCUACUAUAGGAGAUGAAUGUACUUCUUUACAUCAUUAAAACUAAACGGCAGCUGAUACUGCUGACAGAUACGUUUUUUAAUUCUCUCUCUGUCUGUUUCUCACUCUGUCUGUUUCUCUCUCUCUCUUCCUCUGUCUGUUUCUCUCUUCCUCUGUCUGUUUCU